Messenger RNA from Adineta steineri, 1689 nucleotides. NCBI's taxonomy places the organism in Eukaryota, Metazoa, Rotifera, Eurotatoria, Adinetida, Adinetidae. The record is from the annotation of a GenBank genome assembly.
GUUGUUGAACGUUAUUUACAACGAGAAAAUUUUAUACGUGAACCAUUUUGGAAAAUAGCAGUUGAACAUCAAACUGAAAAUGGAGAAUUUUGUGAAUUUACAUGGGAACGUAAUCGAUUAUUUGAACAUCAACCAUGUUUAAUGAUUUAUGAUAUGAUUAUGGAUGAACCAUUAGCUAAAGUUAUGGAUAUUAAAUCAAAAAAUAAAUCAAAAUGGCGACCUGCUGCACUUGAUACAGUUGAAAUGGAAAAACUUGCUAGUAGAAAAUUACGUAUGACUGGUAAAAAGACAAUGGAAAUUGCUGAAAAAUUAUAUAUGAAAGGUUUAAUUAGUUAUCCACGUACUGAAACAAAUAUAUUUCCAUCGGAAAUUAAUCUUAAUCCACUUAUUCAAAAUCAAAUCGGUGAUCAACGUUGGGGAGCAUUUGCACAACGUGUACUUGAAAAUGGUCCUCACCCACGUAAUGGUAAAAAUACUGAUAAAGCCCAUCCUCCCAUUCAUCCAACACGUUAUCCUGAUGGACAAUUAACAGAAGAAGAAAAUAAAUUAUAUGAAUUAGUUGUUCGACAUUUUCUUGCUUGUGUAUCAAAAGAUGCUCAAGGUGAUGAAACAACAAUUAAAAUUGAUAUUGCAAAUGAAAAAUUUCAUGCAUCUGGUUUAAUAAUUCGUGAAAGAAAUUAUCUUGAUGUUUAUAUUUAUGAUAAAUGGUCCGAGAAAGAAUUACCACAUUAUCAAUUAAAUCAAACAUUUUAUCCAAGUAAAAUUGAAAUGGUUCAAGGUGAAACAACAGCACCACAAUUAUUAACUGAAGCUGAUUUAAUUUCUUUAAUGGAAAAACAUGGCAUUGGUACCGAUGCAACACAUGCUGAACAUAUAUCGAAAAUUCAAGAACGUCUUUAUGCAAAAAUGAAUUCAGAACGAAGAUUUGAACCAGAAAACUUAGGACUUGGUUUAUGUGAAGGUUACGAUAAAAUGGGUCAUGCAUUAUCUAAACCAUAUCUUCGUGCAGAACUCGAAAGCCAACUGAAAGCUAUUUGUGAAGGAAGAGCUGAUCCAGCUGAGGUACUUCGAGAUCAAAUUGAUAAAUAUCGACAAGUAUUUAUUGUUACUGCGGCACAAAUUCAAAAACUUGACGAUUCAAUGAGUAAAUAUUUUGGUGCUCCGGGAACAAAUCCACCACCACCACCUCCUCCACGUCCACCACCAUCUGGACCUUUUGGAGAUCGAACGAAUCGAAACCAACCACCACCAGCUCAUAGACCUGCACAAGCUUCACGUAAUAAUAAUAAUAAUACAUCAACUAGACCUCAACAAACAAACCGACCUGCUAGACCUUUACAACAAGAACAAACUCGCCCGACGACGGCUAGUAAUAGUGGCAUAACAAAAUGUAAUUGUGAUGUUGAUGCUAAAGAACUGGUGGUGAAAAAGGAUGGUCCAAAUAAAGGUCGAGCAUUUUUUCGAUGUGGAAAUAACGAUAAUUGUAAUUUUUUUGCUUGGAAAGACGAGACAACAUCGAAUCAUGGCGGUGGUGGUGGUCAACGACAAGGUGGAAAUAAUCAACCACCUGCAUCUCGUAAACGACGAAGUUCAGAUAAUGAUGAAGAGGGAAAGCAACGAAAAUGUGGACUUUGUAAAGGGACCGGUCAUACACGUCGAAAUUGUCCAUCAUUAAAUUCUUUUCUAUGA